GAGAGAGAGAGAGAGAGGGAGGAAAAGAGAGAGCAUUAAAUCAGCUUGCUUGAGAGGGCUGGGGAUACAGUAGAGUGGGGGUGUAAAAGAGUGGGAGGGAGAAGAGAGAAUGUGUCUGAUAGACAUAGUCUGGUGAUGUUGUCUGGAUGUUUCCAUUCAGUUUGCAGUCAGGCUGCUCUGCCAAGGAGCCUCAUCUUCAGGACCCGGAGGUAAGACAGACAACUUCAGGCAAUUGGACUGAUGCUUCAGCAGAAAUCAACAGGAACCCUACGUCUUGUGACCACAGAAUGCCUUCAUCAAUCUUAAAAAGUGCCUGUGCGAGUGACGCUUGAGUUGGACCAAUGAACAGCACACCAGCCCCAACCCUGUUCCCAGUCCGAGACAGGCUUCCACCCAAGAAGAGGGACCCAAGACAGGCAGAACCAGAGCAGACUCCUGCUGCCACCUUCAAGGUGCCCUACCCGUACAAGAGCCAACAUGCAGGCAGGAGCAAGAAUGGGGUGAAACCCCUCUACACUCCAUACCUAGACCUAUCUCCAUCCAUGGCUGAUCCAGUGACCACACUUUACCAGCCCUGGGUUCAGUCUAACACGGUCACCAGAAGCAAACCAUACAUACCAUAUCCUGUCAGAGAUCGUCCCGGCUGGGAGAAAUUGAGAGAUUUUUACCACAGAAGCUGGGCUGCAGUGGACUCAAGGUUGGAAGUUCCCUUUAUACCAUCCCAUCACAUGGGAAACCCCAGGGAGCUCUCCACAUCUGUCCUGCCCCUAGACCACCCACGCCACACCACAAAGAUCAGACCAAUCGUCAUGUCGACAGAGCACCUACAUGGGACGGGAUUGGGCUACAGGUUGGAGUUGUCGGGUGCCAGGGGACAGCUGCCCUCACCAUCAGGGAGGCCCAAUGAGACUUACAUGAGAAGGAGAGGGAAACAGUGGAACCAAACACAAAGGAUCACAGAGACAAACCCGGCUCACCUGAGUCUAGAUUUCACCUCACCCGUCUAUGAUCUAUCUAAACUGGACGACACAAAACACAGCACCACGUCAAGCAAAUUUGCCGCCGCACCAGCACUUUCAUAUCAGUCAGUGGACCAACACUGGACCUUAGGAACAGCAAAAGAUGUCAGGGUUUCUCCCCCUCCCUCCCCAGUCCUCCGUUCCUCCCCCUCCGACCAGGCUCCCUGGCUCCUUCCUCACUUUGCGGCAGGCUCUCUGAUCGAGCUCAGGGACGGCAGGCUGAAGAGGGUUGAGGACCUGCAGACAGAGGACUUCCAGUUGGGGUCAGAGGUCAGUCCAGAGCUCCAUAUCAGCUCCUGCACGGUGCAGCACAUCUCCCCCUCCUCCUCUCCUGCCUUCUCACGACUCCUCAUCCUGCUCCACAAAGAGCUCUCUCAGGAGCUGCUGGAUGUGUUUGUGGAGUAUCCGUUCUUCGUCUGUGGGCGUGGCUGGUCCUCCUGCUGCCCGCAGAGAACCGCUCGUCUGUGUGGCCUCCGCUGCCACCAGCUCAGCGUGGGAGACAUCUGCCUGGCUCUCACCCCAGCGCCUCCCCCCAGCCCCAGACCAUCCUCUCAGGGACCUGAUGUACCAGCCAGUGGGGCGGAGGAGGAGUCUGAGCCCCUUCAGCGUUCCUCACCCCAGCCUGCCCAGGACCUGCCUCAGGCUUCAGCCAGCCCAGGUGGAGGGCUGGCGCCCAAGCGGAGGAGACGCUGGUCAGCUCCAGAGCUGCCAGGCCCGGGGGCUACAUGUCCAGACUGAGCUUCAUUCAGGCCAAACCAACAAGAAGUUCUGUAUGCUGUUUUGUUUUUCUACCUCGUUCACUCUAGUCUGUUCUGUGUGAAUUACAUAAAACAGUGACAAUGACUCCACAGGGAUAGAAUAAAGGAUCACUCCAGUUUCCCCCCACUCACGAUUCACCUCUUCAUGUAAUUUAGAAGCAAAUAGAAUCAUCAUAAAAACAAUCAUCUAAAUUACUAUUACAUUACAGUUAUUGAUAUUUGUAUUGUUGUUAUGAUAAUUAGGAUUAAGCAAGGGUUCUGGUUGUAUUUUAAAGCAUCCUGUUUGGUGAAUGACUUGAUGUACUUGAAUGUGUCACCUAAAAUGUAUUACUUUAGUUCAUUCUGGAAAGAUAUUUGUAAAAUUCUUAAACAUCUUCUACCUCUAUAUUUGUUUAGAUCUGUGAUUUAAUGUUUACAAAUGAGUGGGUCGUCCCAUGUGCCUCUGGCUGUUCAGCUGAUUCCUGCUUUGCCUUACGAUGCACUUUUGUGUGACAUUGAUGUCCUGACUUUCAUUUAUUACCAUUUCAAAAUGCUAUGCUCUGAAAAUUACUUUGUUGUUAAUUGGAAAUAGACUGUAUACAGUUUCGAAAUAUGCUAUAUUUCAGCUUUGUGCUUAUUUUUUCAUAGUUGCACAGUGUGUACUUAUAUUAUGUACAGUAUCAUAUAUAUUUAAUCAACCUUUCAAGUUCCAGUCUUUGGUUGCGUGCAUGGCAGAGUGAUAUUAAAUUAUUGCCCCAGGUCCAUUUGAACAGUUUCUGUUUAUUUUUGCUGCUGUAAUCUGACAUUUUGUUUUGACAAAAAAUAGGGCCUCCCCUCGCCCACCUGCAGAUCUGGCCUGACAUCAAGAGAACACUGAAGUGGAGUGAUGGCUCAGAACCCACUCUAUAUUUUUGGGGCAGAAUCAUCUCCGAGACCACAUGCCUCCUCUCUGCUGCGGAGGGUUUGGUGAUAUACAUCUCUACAACCCACUCCAGGAAACUCAGCCUAACCUCCCGGCCUAUCAAUCCUACACACUCGUAUUACCAGUCAGAGGUGCUAGUCCUCCCAGAACCCCCCCCACCUCCCUUGCUGCAGAGAGCCAGAUGUCCCACACCUGACUCUGACCAGACG
This is a messenger RNA of Hypomesus transpacificus, 2887 nucleotides long. RefSeq lists its product as uncharacterized. The record is from RefSeq and is a predicted model, not a curated record. The coding region runs from base 342 to 1757 and encodes 471 amino acids. Gene Ontology annotation, cellular component: nucleus. The transcript is spliced from 3 exons. Gene Ontology annotation, biological process: negative regulation of transcription by RNA polymerase II; nervous system development. Gene Ontology annotation, molecular function: RNA binding; protein binding. Lineage: Eukaryota; Metazoa; Chordata; Actinopteri; Osmeriformes; Osmeridae.